UUAUCUUAGCUCCAGCUGCACAGCAGCAGCAAGAAGAAACAGCAGCAGCACAGGAGGGAAGGAGAGAAAGAAAAAAGCAGGAGGGAGACUUUGAGGGAGGGUUAUAGUCUCAGGCAAAGGAACAAAAGCUGCAGAGAGCAGCUUUCCAUCCUUGCAAAAAAAUAACAACGGCGGUGCUUUACAAGGAGGAGGUGGACAUGAUAGUAGUGAGACUGUAACGGAACAGAAGAAGCUCACUGUAAUCAGAGCAAACUGAAAGCAAGGCUCUUCUCUUCUUUGCUCUCCAUGUUUUUUGGAACCCAGCAUACCACUGCCUGCAUCUCCAAACCCAGAAGAGGAGGAGGAUGUCUGUGUCAGGGAAGAAGGAGUUUGAUGUGAAACAGAUCCUAAGGCUCCGUUGGCGCUGGUUCAGCCAUUCAUCUCAAGGUUCUACUGGUAGUGGUGGCGGAGGGGGCAGUGUGGGAGGCUACAUCCAGCAGGAUGGCCUGGACCACAGAGGAACUCCCGUUCAGGGAAGGCUGAAGAGCCAUUCUCGGGAAAGGGGUAUUGGAGGAUUACGAAAGACCAGCAGCCCCGUCCACAGCGUCAUGUCCCAAACACCUGGACCAACUCCGGUCUAUGCCAGGACAGGUCAUCAAUCUUGGCAUCAUCAGUCAAACAACAUCCAGGGCCUCCAGGUCAACGAGGAGUCUCCAAAGAGCAUUUCCUCUUCCAACGCAAUGAGGAAAGAGCAAACAAAAUCUGGCCAGGAAGAUGUGAUAAACAGCACAGAGGAACCUGCAGAGGUGGAAAUCAGAGACAGGUUGGUUCUGAGCAAUUUGUCCAGAAUGACCACCAACUCCUCCGACGAAUUUUUCCAGGCCACAAAUCAUGCAGAGCAGACGUUCCGUAAAAUGGAGACCUACCUCCAGCACAAGCAGCUGUGUGACGUCCUGUUGAUAGCAGGAGAUCACAAGAUACCGGCUCAUAGUGAUGUGAGGGAAGCAAAGCAAGAGGAGAUAAAGAUGGAGGGAGUGGAUCCCGAGGCGCUCAGAUCUCUGGUUCAUUUUGCCUAUACUGGUGUCCUUGAGCUGAAAGAGGAGACCAUUGAGAGUUUAUUGGCGGCAGCAUGCCUCCUCCAGCUUUCACAAGUCAUCCAGGUCUGCUGCAGCUUCCUCAUGAAGCAGCUUCAUCCUUCCAAUUGCCUUGGAAUACGAUCGUUUGCGGAUGCCCAGGGCUGCAUGGACCUGCUGAAUGUGGCUCAUAACUACACCAUGGAGCACUUCCUGGAGGUUAUUCAGAACCAGGAGUUCCUGCUGCUCCCCACAGCGGAGAUUGUUAAGCUACUCUCCAGUGAUGACAUCAACGUUCCAGAUGAAGAAACAAUUUUUCAGGCUUUGAUGAUGUGGGUGAGAUUUGAUGUCCAACAUCGACAGCAGGACCUUGGAGUGUUACUGGCUUACAUCCGCCUGCCUCUUCUUCCUCCACAGCUUCUUGCAGAUCUGGAAAACAACAAGAUGUUCUCUGAUGAUCUGGAAUGUCAAAAGUUGCUGAUGGAAGCCAUGAAAUACCAUUUACUGCCUGAGCGACGGCCCAUGUUUCAGAGCCCGAGAACUAAACCUAGGAAGUCCACUGUAGGGGCACUUUAUGCAGUGGGGGGGAUGGAUGCUACCAAAGGAUCCACCACUAUUGAAAAGUAUGACCUGCGAACAAACACCUGGGUCCAAGUUGGAGUAAUGAACGGGCGUCGACUACAGUUUGGGGUUGCGGUGAUUGACAACAAGCUCUAUGUAGUUGGAGGAAGAGAUGGACUCAAGACGUCCAACAUGGUGGAAUGCUAUAAUCCUAUUAGCAAAGUUUGGUCAACUAUGCCCCCGAUGUCGACACACAGGCACGGGCUUGGCAUAGCCGUACUUGAAGGUCCCAUGUAUGCAGUAGGAGGCCAUGAUGGGUGGAGCUAUCUCAACACAGUGGAGCGUUGGGAUCCACAGGCCAGGCAGUGGAACUAUGUUGCCAGCAUGUCGACUCCACGAAGUACCAUGGGAGUAACAGCGCUCAAUGGAAAGCUGUUUGCUGUUGGUGGGCGAGAUGGCAGCUCGUGCUUGAGGUCGAUGGAGUGUUUUGAUCCACACACCAACAAAUGGAGCAUGUGUGCACCAAUGUCCAAGAGGAGAGGAGGUGUGGGAGUAGCCAUGUACAACAACUUCCUGUAUGCUGUGGGUGGACAUGACGCCCCCGCUUCCAACCACUGUUCCAGACUCUCUGACUGUGUUGAGAGAUAUGAUCCAAAGACGGACACAUGGACCACUGUGUCCUCUCUCAGCGUCCCCCGAGAUGCAGUAGGAGUGUGCUUGCUGGGUGACCGGCUCUAUGCAGUUGGCGGGUAUGACGGCCAGUCAUAUCUCAAAACUGUUGAGUCCUACGAUGCACAAAACAACGAGUGGACAGAGGAGGUCCCCCUUAACAUCGGAAGGGCAGGCGCCUGCGUGGUGGUGGUGAAGCUGCCGUGAGGAUCUCAGUUCACAACAACACAGAGAGGCCUAAAUGAAAGAGCGGCAAAGUGGAGUGGACAAACAAAGCAGCAGAUUGAGGACACAUCCUUUGAGGGAUGAAUUAUCACAUUUUUUUUUUUCUUUAACUUGGCCGUCCAGAUCUUUCAUUGGGAAACACAGGCAAAGGCUUUUCCAUAAACCAUUGUUUCCGUCAUUAGUUUUGUCUGCCCAGUGGAAAGGACUAGAAGGAUUGCGAUGGCCAGCACAUUCCCCACAUUCUCAACCGAUUAAGAACUUUGCCAAAAAACAAAGCGUACGGGCGCCAAGGCUUCUAAAAGCUGACUUGAAUGUCCUCAAAUUUUUAAUGUAACAUUGAACAAAUGAAUAAAUUCUGUAAGUUUACAAAUACACACAAGCAUUUCUUAUCCGUGCCAUCUUAGACAGUAUAUUUUUAGGGGUUUAUUAUGUCCCUUUAUAGCUGAGACAACUAUUCUUACAGAGAUUUAAGUAUAAAUUGGUGUUUUUUUACAAGAUCAGUCUGAAGUGAUUGUUUCUCCUUGGUGAUGAAGACUACUGUGAUUGAAACUGAAGGUGGAGAGGUUAGUACAGGAAUGAAAUGUAUGUUAUUUGCACCUGUAGCAACAGAACACCAAAGCCAUUUAUUUCUUUAAGACAUUGUUUUGCUCAUUAAAUAAAGGUUUACAAAUUUGUGAAUCAAAAAAAAAUAUAUCAUAUUGAUAUUUCAUGUUUCUGUACAGAUUUUUGUUUUAAAACUGCAUUUGUGUUUGUAGAUUCAUGCCUAAAACAAUGCUGUUUUUAUUCAUGAACCAUUUAGCUGAGCUCUAAACAUUUUCAGAAUGAUCUUUUUUUCUACAACUGCAUUUGGAUGUCUUGCUAAAAGAAACAAAAUUGUUAGCCUGUUCACACUAAACUGUAACUGGAACUACAAUUGUGACUAAUUUUGGGGCCAAGUGCUAUUUUUUUCAUCUUUUGGACCUAAUUUUGUACAGCAUGAUAGCCAAUAAAAUAACUUCGGUUUUCUUUGCAUGAAUUAGAAGUGUGGCCUCAGUACUGGAAGAUUUUCCAUGUUUUCUUGUUCGGCUUUUCAUAAACAAAUCUGAGUCCAUAACUAAACAGACUUCGGCUCCAACUUUGACAUCUGCAUUAAUCUGUUUUUGUCUUCGCUGCCACAUUUUCUUCUUCAAUCAAACAAGCAUGUUUGGGGAUAUUUCUGUUUUAUUCCUCUGUCAACAAAUAAGAAGACCAAAUGCUUCUACUUGC
Cyprinodon tularosa is the source of this 3752-nucleotide messenger RNA. RefSeq names its product kelch-like family member 4 (gene klhl4). The coding region runs from base 345 to 2489 and encodes 714 amino acids. The record is from RefSeq and is a predicted model, not a curated record. NCBI's taxonomy places the organism in Eukaryota, Metazoa, Chordata, Actinopteri, Cyprinodontiformes, Cyprinodontidae. Gene Ontology annotation, molecular function: protein binding. The transcript is spliced from 11 exons.